This is a messenger RNA of Synchiropus splendidus (mandarinfish), 1200 nucleotides long. RefSeq names its product mitochondrial ribosomal protein L3 (gene mrpl3). Lineage: Eukaryota; Metazoa; Chordata; Actinopteri; Syngnathiformes; Callionymidae. The coding region runs from base 135 to 1160 and encodes 341 amino acids. The transcript has 10 exons. Gene Ontology annotation, biological process: translation. Gene Ontology annotation, molecular function: structural constituent of ribosome. The record is from RefSeq and is a predicted model, not a curated record. Gene Ontology annotation, cellular component: mitochondrial large ribosomal subunit; ribosome.
GAGCUCAGGGUGACAUUUGGAGCUGUUCACCGCAGCAUGGUUAUGGGUCUUCUAAGCGACCACACUUUCUUCUGAGUUUUUCGCAGGUUCUUACAAGACGAUACCGAUAUAUAACUGUCUGUCCGUGUGCUAUAAUGGCAUCGUGGAGCUUUCGACUUCUUCACCGGUGCUCUGGUGUGAUCACAGUCCGAGCAGGAGCGACCACAAGCCCUGCACAGACAGUUGGAUGUAUCAGAACACUGAAGACCACAACAUGGUUUGAAGAAAACCUCACAGAAGACAACCAGACAUUCAUGAGGACGGAGAUUGCUGCGGAAUUCAGAAAACAAACUGAAGAUAAACUCAACCCACUGAAGGAUGAACCCUGGCAGCGACACAGUUGGGCAGAAGGGAGUCGACGGGUUGGGUUGGUAGCUGUGAAGUUGGGAAUGGCUCCCCUCUGGUCAAAAACAGGAGAGAGGCAUGUAGUCACUUUGUUGCAGGUGCAGGACUGCCAUGUGCUCAAAUACCUGCCUAAAGAGCAGUAUAAUGGACGAUGUCCAGCUCUUGUUGUUGGUGGAAAAAAUUGCUCACCAUUCCAAAAAUCUGAAAUGAGACUGGAGCUCUUCAGGAACGCUGGGGUUCCUCCAAAGCAGAAAAUCACCACCUUUAGCGUUUCAGAGAAUGCAGUCAUCAAGCCAGGAACUCCCUUGUACGCAGCCCAUUUCCGUCCAGGCCAGUAUGUGGACGUCACCGCCAAAACAAUUGGCAAAGGCUUUCAAGGAGUUAUGAAAAGAUGGGGCUUCAGUGGCCAACCAGCGAGUCACGGACAAACCAAAACACAUAGGAGACCAGGAGCUUCUGGGCCUGGAGGGGAUCCUGCCAAAGUUUUCAAGGGCAAGAAGAUGCCCGGAAGGAUGGGCAAUAAGUACGACACAGCCGUAGGACUGAAGAUCUGGCGGGUCAAUACCAAACACAACGUGCUUUACGUGAACGGCUCCGUCCCCGGCCACAGGAACUGCUUAGUGAAGGUGAGGGACACAUCACUGCCAACCCGCUUGACCACCCUUCUUAAUCCGCCCUUCCCCACCUUCUUCACUGAAGAGGAAGGCGACCUUGAUGAGGACUUGUACGACGAGGAUAUGUUUGUUCACACAGAUCCAUCAUUGACUUUGGCUUAAAACCACCCAUGGAAAUGCUGCAGAUGUUGUAAUAAAAAGG